AUGACAGGCCUAUCCCAGUUGAUCAGGCCACAGUCACUAACUCCUCCACUAUUCAAGAAGAGAUUGCAGAAGUCACCAAAUCAGCCUCCUGCAUCUCUCGAUUGUCAAAUUAACACCUCACCGAUCGUUAUUGUGAAUGACGACGCUACUGAUGGCUCUACUAUCUCGGGCUCACUACUAUUCAACGUUCAAGAGGCCAUCGAAGUUGAUAGCCUCUUUGCGACAUUGCGGGUUCAUGUAGUUCACAAGAAGCCUUUUAAGAGAGCGUGCAAGGCGUGUAAACACCAGAUGUCGGAGCUCAAGCGCUGCCAGUUUAUCACAACGACGAUCUCUCUGGACCGCAAUAAUUACGCAUAUCCCUUCUCUUACCGAGUACCGAGUUACGUACCUCCUUCCAUGGAUACGUCCCUAGUUUCUGUCACAUACGAAUUCCAAGCCGUAGCCUCCAUGCGGCGAACAGGAUCACAGUCGAAAUUACCAGAGACCAUCACACUCAAGCGCACUCUCCCCAUCGCCAGAUCAAUACCAGUGCCUGGCAAACCCUUUUUAUUAACUCGGAUAUACCAAGCUGCUGGAAUCGAGGUAGACUGCAGUUUCGAUCCUGUCCUUGACCCCAAUGGCAAGAAUUGCGUGAAACUCACAAUGAGCGGCCUUCGAAGCUGUCCCGACAAUAGAGAGGACAUUCAGUUCUGGCGUGUAUGUAAAGGCACUUGGAUGCUUCAGGAGAACACCAAGAACACAGCUGUGGCUUGUUCGCAGCACGCACAAGAACAUCAAGCAGAGGAGAAGAGCCAUGCACAAAGGAAGACAAUUACUCUUGGUGAAUCUUCAUUCUACGAUGGGUGGACCACGGACGACGCGACAGGAACGCUCAGCAUCGAGUUUCCCUUCUUUAUCAAGAAAGCCUCUAGGAUCACUCAAGAUACCGGCGAUGUCAGUGACACAUCGGUCACCCAUUCCCUGGUACUAGAGAUACAGCUGAUGAGGGAGACAUAUCCCCAGGGCAACCCGACUCUAUCUGUCAGAAGUGGAGUAGGCCGGAUUCUUCGAUCUGAGCAUAGGGUCGUGCUGAGUGAUUAUGUCAGGCCUUCGGAUCAUAUUGAAGAGGAGAGCUUACCCUGCUAUAAUGAUGUCCGGCCUGGACCGCCACUGUACCAGGAGAAAGGUUAUGAGUAG
Fusarium subglutinans is the source of this 1176-nucleotide messenger RNA. RefSeq lists its product as uncharacterized. NCBI's taxonomy places the organism in Eukaryota, Fungi, Ascomycota, Sordariomycetes, Hypocreales, Nectriaceae. The record is from RefSeq and is a predicted model, not a curated record. Bases 1 to 1176 code for a protein of 391 amino acids. The transcript has a single exon.